CCUGGGCACUAAACUUAAGUAGGCUUCGCAGAUGGUUUCUCCCGGCUUCUAAGGAAAGUGAAUUGUCGCUGUCACGUGACACCAAGGACCCGUUGCUAGGAGACGAGUAAACGCUUGCCUCCCCAAGGUGGAAUAUUGGACUGUCUGGGAGAAGAGCGGGUGAGCAGCAUGGAGAUUGUCUAUGUUUAUUUGAAGAAGCGCAGUGAAUUUGGUCGACAAUGCAACUUUUCCGAUCGGGCAGCAGAGAUCAACGUGGACAUUCAGCCAGAUCCAGUGUUAGCAACAAAUUUUAUUGAAAGAGACCCCAUUGAUACUGGAGUGCAAUGUGCUCAUGACAUGUCAGAACAUGAGGUUAACACAGAAAGAUUUGAAAUGGAAACCCGAGGUAUUAACCACUUGGAAGGUGGCUGGCCUAAAGAUGUCAACCCACUAGAAAUGGAGCAGACCAUUCGUUUCCGGAAAAAAGUGGAAAAGGAUGAGAAUUAUAUCAAUGUCAUUACACAGCUUGGCAGUUUGAUGGAUCACUGCAUCAAACAGAACAAUGCCAUCAAUAUCUAUGAGGAGUAUUUUGAGGAGGAGGAGACAGCAGCAGUUACCGAAGAGCCACCAUCCGCAAAAACUAUUAAUCUUUUCAGACAUGCAUUUCUCUUUGGCCAGGUUUUGUGGUGGGACAUUCGUAAACUAUCUGAGCCCACUGAGACACUUGUUAUGGAUAUCAGUAGAAAAGGCAACCUAGAAAAUGCUUUAGGAGCCAUUGCAUUGGAAUUUGAGCCAACAAUGCCAACCAAAUUCAUGGUGGGAACAGAGCAAGGGAUUGUAAUUUCUUGUAACCGCAAGGCAAAGACACCUGCUGAAAAAAUUGUCUGCACGUUCAGUGGCCACCAUGGCCCCAUCUAUUCUCUGUCAAGAAAUCCUUUCUACCCCAAGAACUUUAUGACUGUUGGAGAUUGGACAGCACGCAUUUGGUCGGAAGAGAGCAAAGAAUCAUGCAUCAUGUGGACUAAAUACCAUAUGGCUUAUCUCACAGAUGGGUGUUGGAGCACAACUCGACCAGCUGUCUUCUUCACUACUAAGAUGGAUGGGACCCUUGAUGUUUGGGACUUCCUUUUUAAACAAAAUGAUCCUACACUCCACCUGAAGGUCUGCGAUGAGCCUCUCUUCAGUCUGCGUUUGCAGGAUAAUGGGCGUUUUAUUGGCUGUGGAUCCAAGCUGGGCACAGUAACGCUUCUGGAAUUUUCUUCUGGCCUCUGUACUUUGCAACGGAAUGAGAAGAACCUGGCCUCAGCAAUGUUUGAGCGGGAGACAAAGCGAGAGAAGAUUCUGGAGGCACGCCACCGUGAAAUGCGUCUCAAGGAGAAAACCAAGCUGGAAGGCAAGGAUGAAGAGGCCAAAGAAGAUGUUGAGGAAGAAAAGCCACAGGAAGUUAUGAAACGAGUGCAUAGAGAGUUCUUUGAGAUAAUUGAAGGAGAACUUCGGCGCCGCGAGCGAGCUCAAGCCAAAUCAAAAGUGGAAAAGGAGCGGGAGUUUGAAGACGAUGACAAUGAAGUAAUUCUUCCUAAGGACGAAAAGGAAGAAGAGGAGGAGUGAAUGUUGUCUUGCCUGAAUGAAGUUUUCAUUUCCUUUGGUGCUUUAUUUUCUCUCUCGUUAUUUUUUUCUACAUAAAAAGUACACUCAAUAAAAAUAAUAACAUAUAA
This is a messenger RNA of Pantherophis guttatus, 1694 nucleotides long. NCBI's taxonomy places the organism in Eukaryota, Metazoa, Chordata, Lepidosauria, Squamata, Colubridae. The record is from RefSeq and is a predicted model, not a curated record.